This is a messenger RNA of Eurytemora carolleeae, 451 nucleotides long. RefSeq names its product centromere protein S. The record is from RefSeq and is a predicted model, not a curated record. Gene Ontology annotation, cellular component: Fanconi anaemia nuclear complex; FANCM-MHF complex. Gene Ontology annotation, biological process: replication fork processing; resolution of meiotic recombination intermediates. The coding region runs from base 61 to 432 and encodes 123 amino acids. Gene Ontology annotation, molecular function: protein heterodimerization activity; chromatin binding. The transcript is spliced from 3 exons. NCBI's taxonomy places the organism in Eukaryota, Metazoa, Arthropoda, Copepoda, Calanoida, Temoridae.
GUGUAGGGUGCGGGAUCAUGGCUGCUUGUGCUGCCAUCUGAGCCUACUGCGUGUACUAGAAUGCCCUGUGACGGUACGGAGACAGAGCUCCGCAAAACUGAACGUUUUCAGAGAUUGAAAGCUGCAGUUGAUUUGACCGUGUUCGACAUCUUCAGUGAAGUGAGCGGUUCAGAUCAGGUGGAUAAGGAAACCAUUGCCCUUGCUUCGGAGUUGGUUCUGGAGAAAAUUAAAAGGACUGCUCUGGAUCUUGAAACGUUCUCUGGGCACGCUAAACGGUCAACUAUCAAUAGUGAGGAUGUGAGAGUAGUCGCAAGAAACAAUCCGAAACUGAAGGAGCACUUGGAAGCCUUUGGAGCUGAAAGGGCAGUAGCCCAACCUUCCAAGAAACCCAAUGACAAGGCAAAAAGAAGCAAAAAUGAAGAAAAAGUCUAAAAGUGAUCCAUCUUUAUAA